AUGACUCACUCUGAGAUGAGUAAUCUAGACGUGGACAGUCUCGCAACUAUCUUCUCCUUUCUAACUCCCGCGCAGAUUUGCCGCUUGGCUCACGUGUCUCGCACGUGGGCGGCAGCAGCGGCGUCUGACGUCAGCUGGGGCCGUCUCCUCCCUCCUCUAUGCGCCUCGACUUGCUUUCAGAAGGCUCUCGAGGCGCAUCGCGUUGCGAUGGGCGACAUUGAGCUCCCCUUCUCGCUUCGGCCGGGCGCGUACGAGGCGGAGUGGCGCAUUGCGCGCGACCCCGCGGAGGGGGAGCGGAAGGAGGCGGAGGAGCGGCUGGUGCGAGAAGCUGAGUGGGCGGAGAGCGCGGAGGCGGAAGCUUGGCGGGAUUUGGGGUUGGGGGGAGUCAGGGGGGAUGUCGUGUGCGGAAAGGGGAGGGGAAAGGGGAAGGGGCGGAAAGGAAGAAGAACGGCUAAACCCGCGGAUCUGUGGGACGCUCUGCGCGCCAUCAGGGGGAUUGGGCGGAGGGGGGCAAGCGCGCAAAGUACAGGCGGCUGGGCCUUGGGAACCGGGGCGUCGAAUGGGGGCACGAAAUUGAAUUCAGGGGCGACGGGUGCUGGUUUUGUGAAGGACGAGCUUGAGGAGGAGAUGGAUGACGUGGCAGCGAAGCUGGCGUUUUGGCGAAGCACUCAACAGCGAAGCGCUUUUAAGUGCUGGGAGGAGUGGCCACUUACGAGCGGGGCGCAGGUGGUAAUCGGGGCAGCGGAGGAGCGGAGGGAGAACGAGAGGGUGGGGGAAGUCGAUCACAUGAGGCCCUGA
This is a messenger RNA of Closterium sp. NIES-65, 798 nucleotides long. NCBI's taxonomy places the organism in Eukaryota, Viridiplantae, Streptophyta, Zygnematophyceae, Desmidiales, Closteriaceae. The record is from the annotation of a GenBank genome assembly.